Closterium sp. NIES-65 is the source of this 1860-nucleotide messenger RNA. The record is from the annotation of a GenBank genome assembly. NCBI's taxonomy places the organism in Eukaryota, Viridiplantae, Streptophyta, Zygnematophyceae, Desmidiales, Closteriaceae.
AUGGACGCGCGUGCGUCUCGUUCACCUGCUCCCCGCUGGCCGUUCUUUCGUCGCCUGCGCGCGCUGCUGCUCGUCGUUGCGCGCCUCUCCUUUCACCUCCCCGUCGCCACCAUCAACGCGAUCCGCGACCGCAACUAUCGUCCCCGCACAGCCAUCCAGGCGGCUUCCCCCGCCGCCGCGGGCAUGCGCGAUGCGGAGGGACGCAAGAUGGUGAACGAGUACGUGAGAGAGCGUGUGAUUGGCCGAGGCUCCUACGCUAAAGUGCUCCCUUCUCGCCUCCUUGCAUUCGCCCCUCGUCUAUUGUUGCUCAUCCCUUACUCUUUCCCUCUCUCCCUCACACCCCAUCCCCCCCUUCUCUCCCCCACACCCCAUCCCCCCGCCGCGCAUGCCUGUCAUUGCCCGAAGGUUCUGUACCGCCAUGCGCCAACAGGCCUCAUGUGCGCGCUCAAGGUGUGCUGCAAGUCCCGCCUUGCGAGGGUGCGGGUGGCGCCAGGCGAAACUGCCCUCAUGGACGUGCAGCGCGAGAUCCGUGUGCUGCAGCGGCUGCAGCACCCGCACGUGGUGCACCUCAGGGAGGUCAUUGACGACCCGUCCUCCGAUAAACUCUACCUCGCAGGGCUCUCUGCCUCCCAGCCCUCCCCUACCUCUACCACCCACAUCCCUCCUCCCACUUCCCUGACGACGGGCCCGUCUUCCCAGAGGAUGCACCACUCGCCUCACUCCCACCCACCCAUCCCCACCGCUCUUCCUCUUCCCCCCCCACCAGUGUUUGCGUACCUGGACGGCAGGCAGGCCCGUUUUCCCAGAGGGAUUCACCACUCGCUGGGUGUUGAGUCGCCCCAGGGUCUCUCCCCUUCCCCUUCCCCUUCCCCUUCCCCUUCCCCUCCCCUCCCCCUCGCACCAGUGUUUGAGUACCUGGAUGGCGGGCCUGUCUUCCCAGAGGACGAACCGCCGGUGGGGGGUGUGGGCGAGGAGAGGGCGCGGAGGGUGUUUCGGGACGUCAGUGCUGCUCUGCUCUACGUGCAUGGCCAGGGAGUGGUGCACAACGACGUCAAGCCAGCCAACAUCCUCUGCACCGCGCACGGCGCUGCCAAGCUCGCCGACUUUGGAGUCUGCCAGGAGGUCACGCUUGCCGCCUAUUCGGAUAUUCCCCCCCACCCUUCCCCCCCUCUCCCCACCUUGAACCCCUGUCUCCCUUUCCUUCCUCUGCUCUUGUGUCCUAUGCCUGCCUGCGGUUGUGCUGCUGCUCCUUCUCACCCCUGUCUCACCCUAUCUGCCCCUCCCGCCCCCUCUUUACCCCAUCCCCAGUCCCCCGAUGACCUGCAGCGCAGGAGUCCUGGCACCCCUGCCUUUACUGCGCCUGAGUGCUGCACUGGUGCGCAGGGGGGGUUUGGGGCAGUUGGGCUGAGUGGGACGGCUGAAGGGGGGCAGGGGGGAAAGUCGACUCAAAACUCACUGGUGCUUCGAGAGCCAUUCAAUGGCAUGGCAGCGGACACAUGGGCGCUGGGGUGUGCACGUCUAUGCCAUGGUGUGCUCUCGAGAAUUCUCAAAAGUUGUCCUGCUGCCUCCCCUGCCCCCACUGCCCCCUUGCUCCCCCCUCGGCCCUCACCGCGUGCAGGAGAGCCGUUCAAGGGCACGGCAGCGGACACAUGGGAACUGGGGUGCACGCUUUACACCAUGCCGUUCAAGGGCAUGGCAGCGGACACAUGGGCACUGGGGUGCACGCUCUAUGCCAUGGUGUGCGGCCGCCAUCCCUUCCUGGGGCCCUCACUCAUGGAUACCUAUGACAAGAGAGGGUUAUUGAGGUGCCGUCUCAUCUCAUGUUGGGCUGCACUCCCUUUGCCAUGGUGUGCGGUGUGA